Molecule: messenger RNA, 606 nt
Organism: Pseudozyma hubeiensis SY62
Lineage: Eukaryota; Fungi; Basidiomycota; Ustilaginomycetes; Ustilaginales; Ustilaginaceae
Product: fructosamine-3-kinase
Exons: 2
Coding region: 1-606 (201 amino acids)
Source: RefSeq, a predicted model, not a curated record
AUGGCUCUCGACAAGACUCUCGAGUCGAUCUUACGUGGCGAGUGCUCUCAUCUCGGGAGCCAGUUCAUAUCACGGGGCGCUUCUUGCGUGGCAGCACAGCCAAGUGGACGAAAACUGUUCGCCAAGAUCGAUGAUGCGGUCGAGCAGACCCUUGGAGAAGCGGAAAGCCUGAAAGCGAUGGGCUCAGCCCUGAGUAGCGACGACGACGGUGGUGCGGAGGUCAGGCUGACACCAGAAGUGCACGCAUCGGGAAAGGCCGCCGACGGGCGAGCCUACCUGAUCACCGACUAUCUGGAGCUGAAGUCGUCGAUCAACAAGGCCGGGCAAAAGAGACUGGGAAGCAGGCUGGCCGAAAUGCACAAGAAGGGCAUCAACCAGGAAGGUCGCUUCGGCUUUGGGGUAGCCACCUACUGCGGGGUGACGAGGCAAGACAACAGCUGGAACAUAUCUUGGCCGAAGUUCUGGGCGGACCAAAGAAUUGGUGACCUGGUGAGACGAAUCAAUGCCGAGCAGAACGACGCCGAGCUAAAGGACCUGGAAGAACAGAUGCGAAGCAAGUGCGUGCACAACCUGACACCUUCUUCUGACGACAAUGCAACUCGCUGA